AUUCGAACUCAGCGCACGCGCCGGGCGGCCGCGCAUCGCGCUUUAUCAAUAAACUAUUUUAAUACCUACCCUCAAUACCACAGUAUCAAUAGAUUUUGUUAUUAAAAAUAUAUAUAUAUAUACAAAUAAUCGUCUUACAAACAAUACACACUUGAACCGAGUGACAGUUUAUCUUUAGUGCUAUAAUUAAUUACAAUUAAUAUCUGUAAAUAAAUAAACAAUAACCUUUGAAAGUGGAACAGAGAGGGUGUGAUAGUAUACAUUGGUGGAGAGUGGACUGUUUACUUCCUAAUGAGUUCUCCGGGGCUGGAAAUGUCAUUGGAGCACCAGAUACCUGUAUUAAUGAAAAAGACGCAGAUGAGCAGUGAUCGUGCCGGAUCGCAGUGCGGUCUGACGUCGCUGCUGCCGAUGUCUUGCCGCGGCCGUGCAGCGGCAUUUGCACGCGAUCUCCAUUCGCGUCUCCGCAACCUUGGAGCUUCGCAAGACGACGAUUGCGAGAGCAGUUGGCUCGCGCGCGACCAAACACACCGACCGACCACCGCAGGUCAACGCGAUCUCGACACGUUCUACGACUUUGAGCUCGAAUGCGAGAGUCCAUCUAGCCCCGUUGACGAAUUCGAUGCAGCAUUUCCUGAUCGUUCACCCACUGAUGAACAGGAACCACCUUUCUACGAUGUCGAGUCAGAUCCUGAAGUAAAGGAACAAGCAAAACUUAUGCUACAACAACCUGACAAACACAAAAAUGGUUUCAAAUUCUCCACUGUUUUCUUCACUGAUUGUCCACCAGUUAAACUUCAACCGGCUCCAAGAGAAAAUGGUCAUGGUGAUAAACCAUUAUUUUCACCGAUUACUUUUGAAGGGUGUGCACGACACAAUAGCUUUGAUGAAGUAGAUAAUGUCUCACCAUCAUCAACUUUAGUGGAAACGGAUAGAUUAAGCUUACCAACAAAUCAAGGAACAACAUUGGACAGUGAUUCAGAAUUCGAAUCCGCUAAAAGUGACCCUUCAGAUGGUGUUGAUGAAGUUUUGCAAAAUGAUAGUCGCUUAGAUAAUGAUGUUACUGAGUGUGUUGAAAACUUAUCUCUAACAGACGUAGAAAUUCCAAUUGAAGAAGAAACAUCGGCUGUUAUAACAGAUAAGCAAAGUUCAGUAUGUAAUGGAGAUAUUAAAGAGCCUUUAGAAAUUGUAACCAGUGAAGUUCUCGUCGAUAAGGAAGUUUCUCCUAUACCUGAUGUCGAACCAACACUUUUGAAAGUUGAGGUGCAUGAUGAGGAGGAUGACCGACCACAGCGAGUACGUCGUUGCUCUUCUCUGAAAACAGGAAAGACGCCGCCAGGCACGCCAGGUCGUAAAAAAAUUGUUCGAUUUGCUGAUGUUUUAGGCCUCGAUUUAGCCGAUGUUAAAACUUUUAUGGAUGAAAUUCCAGUCAUCCCAAAGUCUGCAUAUGAUGAUCUCACAGGCUGUGAUGUACAAAGCUCACCUCCAGUGCGCAGUGUGCCGCGCUUGGGUGCCCUAACACUGGUUCCCCUUUUCCAAUUGCCAGUAGACGUCACAGAAAAGCUUGAAAGGUUAAACGUGUGCCUAGAAAGUGCGCGAGUGUGUGAUGGUGUUCAUGUCACUAUAUGUGGGUCAGUAAGAGUGCGCAAUUUAGACUUCCAUAAGACCGUACAUAUACGGUAUUCAAUGAACCGUUGGAAAACAUACACCGACUUACAAACAACUUAUGUUCAGGGUUCAUGUGAUGGGUAUUCAGACCGUUUUCAAUUCGUUUUGUAUGCACCGAGCAUAACGUCAGGCCAGCGCCUCGAAUUAGCUGUACGAUUUCAAUGCAAAGGGCAACAAUUUUGGGAUAAUAACAGUGGGGCUAACUACAGUUUCGAUUGUUUGGCAUUAGGUGCGAAUAGCCUAGGGUGUUCGCCUCCCGGACCUCUACAUCCGACAGUAGACUGGCAUCCAUCGUUCUACUGACCCGGCACAGUAUCACCGGACAGGUGAAUAAGGUAGCCGAGAUGAGGGUCUCAGCAGCAGCCCGGUGGCGGGCGCAGAAGCAGAAGCCGCAGCUCUAACGCCCGUCACUGGUGACAUUCCUGUGCCUGUUUCUAAUGAUCAGGAGAGUGGACAAGAUAAUAAUGGUUCGUUGAUGCUUCAAGAUUGAAAGCGUUUUUGUGAUAUAAUGUAGUUUAGUCGUAGAUUAAUACUACAACGAGCGUGCGACUCGUUCCGAGUGCCAUUUGCAAUACGAUGUUUCGAUUAAUAACGUACAGUAGACUAUGUAUUUUCGAAUUUUGGUUAUUAGUUGUGUGGAGAGUCGUCCUAAAGGACAAUAAAUAUGCCGACAAGGCGCGGCGUAGUGUUACUGUGUCUGUACAUACACAGAGCGGGCUGCCGACAGUUCCCUUGUAACAUAGUGUGACAGAUGAAUUUGAAUGAUAUUGAUAUUUUAAUAUGAAUUUUACAAUCUAUUAGUCGUGUAAAAUAAUGUUUGUUUAUGUGCAAAAGCAUCACCUACGUAGUUAGAUGGUUUUAAUCACAAAAUGUUUUAUACGAAUUAGGUAUUGUAGUCAUAAAAUAUUCCUGAAGACAUUAAUUAUCAUCCCAUCCUGUUAGAUAGUUAUGAUGUGUCAUAAAUGUUUAAUAUUAGGUAACUCCUUGUGUAGGAGGUUGGAAUUAAAUGAAGUGGAUUCCUUAUGAAUAUUUAAAUAGCUAAGUCCCUAUGCGAAAAAUGUCUUUAUUAACUGUUUUAUAUUAUCACAUAUUAUACUGAUGUUAUGUCUAAUUAUAUUUUAUAUUUUUAUAUAAUAUAAACAUUAAUUCAUGACAUAUUUUCCUACACAAGAACUGAUAUAUAGUCAUAAUUAUUGUUUCAGUUACAAGAAUUUUAUCAACAAGACUUUUAGUGAUAUCUAAAUUAUUAAUACUUUUAAGCAAUAUAAGAGAAUAACUAUUUAUUACACAGUUUUCUAUUGUAUAUGUACCUGAAUUUUUAUGUGGCCAUAUUUAUUUUAUAAAUUGAUUCGUAAGAGCGCUGUCCUAUCAUAUUUAUAUAAUAAUGAUGAUAUUAUUGUUACAAUUGACACCUGUUUUAUUCAACAACUACCUACCUAAUAAAUGAAUACUUAUAAUUU
Molecule: messenger RNA, 3125 nt
Organism: Diatraea saccharalis (sugarcane borer)
Lineage: Eukaryota; Metazoa; Arthropoda; Insecta; Lepidoptera; Crambidae
Source: the annotation of a GenBank genome assembly